ACAGAAAAGGCAUAACAGAAGUGAGGAACUCAGAAGAUAGGGUAGCAGUUUAAGAGAUGGUGAUUCCAAAGGGACAGAUUGGGAGCACCUUCAGCCCCAGAGAUGUUCCACAGACUGCUUCGUCUAAACUCAGUUUCAUCACCUUACCUAUUUUUCAACUUUGCCUUUUCUCCUCAAGAAUACUGCUGCUUGCCUUUGACUCCUCAGGGGGUGGAGCAAAUGAUUUCCUUCCUGGAUGGGGCAGUCUAUGGUCAGUGUACAAGAGUUGCUGUAGCAACCCCGCAGCUGUGCUCUGCCUAGCAGAAACUCGGGAUCAGAAAAUUAGUAAAUGCAAACCAUGGAUGAAAGUUAUAAGAUUGUUUCCACAGAAAGGAUCCAGGUGUUGGAAAAAGAACUGGCUGUGCAAUUGACAGAACUGAAGUCUGAGAUAGAAAAACACGGGACUCUUCAGGGGUCAACUCAUCGAGCUUACAGCUCUGUUCGAAUGCCAAAGGACAUUUCUUACUUUAGAAGAGAAAGGGAACUGGCUCUAAAGAAAACUUUACAGGUGGCUGAGUCAAAACCCCUUGUUAUUCAAGCAGAUGUCAUGCAGAGGGAGCUAGAGAGCUGCCUAAGGAGAGAGUACACUCCUGAAAAUUUACCUUUGCUUCUGUUGCAGUAUUAUACAGAGAGAAUUACCCAGCUGGCCCAGAGUAAAUAUUUACACAUGCUUAGGUGGAAGAGAUUUUGCCAUCACAGUAAGAUCAUGGAGCAACUUUAUCCUUUUUAUAAGGCCCUCCAGUAUUUGCCCAUCUCCAAAGUGCUGAGUGUAGCUGUUGACGAAGUCCCCAAGGUUGGUCAGGAAAAUGAAACGGUCCCUGUCAAUGACAUUGACCCUGACAUCCAGGGUUCUGCAUCUCCAGGCUCUAUGAAUACCAGCGUUUCAGGGCCAACAAGAACAGAAGCUGCUUUCUUUCUGCCCCAACACACAACAGAAACAGAAGAACUGAAACCUCAGCUGAGGUUCCUGCUCUCCCAUUUCUGUAUCCCAUAUGACAUGGAAGAACUAAGGGAUGCUUCUAAGGAGAUAGAACAUUUUUCCUUGGUUUCCCCCAAAUUUCAAAGCAUCUUCAUGGAGCAACAGAGAAUGCAAACAUUUCCAGAUUAUGAUGCUGAGAUAGCUAAAGUGGAGAAUUUGGGUUUGGUGGGACCUGGUAUGGCCUUGAAAAAGAGAGCAAACUGGAUUUCCUUUAUAAAGAUUAAGCCAAAAUGUGAUCCUUGGCAAAAGAAGCUUUUGACCAAACUAAAAGAACGGAGAAGAACAGAUGUAUUAAUGCAACUCCAAGCAAAGUUUUUGAAGAUUUCCAACCCUGAGAGAGUAAUGCAAGUGCUCCAAGAUCAUGCUGCAAAAACAGUCUUGCUGGCUUCAUCUCAUCCAACAUUUGUGGCUUCCCAGGGUUUGCAUCAGGGCGACUAUGACCAAAUCUGGGAGACUAUUUAUAGCAACAUCAACCUCUACCAGAAUGAAAACAUGAAGGAAGAUGAUCUUUCAGUGGAACGAGAUGAAAAUGACCCAGCACAAAUAAGUCUUAGCCAGUGUGCUAAUGAGCCUGUCAAGCAGAAGAAAGAGACAGGGUACAGUUAUGCAGUGGCCCUACAACUGCUGGGCUUGGAUGACGGGACUGGGCCCAUUGAUAGGGAUCCUGUCCUGAUGAGGGGGACCUACUUGUCCUUUCUGUAUCUGCGCCACCUGAGGAUCAGGGAGCUGCAGCGCAUCUGCUUAGGAAUUCUGAACUGUUUUAGAUCUGUUGAGCGAACACUGACGAUCAACACUUCAGGCCUUACCUUGGUUGCAGGGAGCCUGGUCCCCACCUCAGAAGAUAGUUCCUGGGUAAAUGUGGCAAAAGGAGGCUUGGGCACCUCGCAAGGCCUAAGCGCUCACCACUAUGCCCAUGGGACAUCUGCCGAGCACAAGGUCUAAAGUGUCCAAUUCACGGAGUUCUUGGAAGUGGAGAACCAGGAUGACUACUACAGCAUGGAUGCUGGUUACGUCCACACCCAGGACCAGCAAGGAGGGUCACAAAGAGGGCAGCGAGUCAAAUAUUGACCAGGACUGGGGAUGGGCCCAUGCAGGUGUGGACAGAUUUGCUGUGCUGUAUGACAUGUGGACUUGGGAAGCAACUCUUCUAGAAAACAAGCGCCAGUUACUCUGAAGCCUACCAGCAUGCGUUGGACCCAGAGGAGAGGUUUGCCUUAGCACAAGCCAUCACUGACGUCAUACACAGGUGCCC
This is a messenger RNA of Balaenoptera ricei (Rice's whale), 2270 nucleotides long. RefSeq lists its product as uncharacterized. The coding region runs from base 329 to 1960 and encodes 543 amino acids. The transcript has 18 exons. Lineage: Eukaryota; Metazoa; Chordata; Mammalia; Artiodactyla; Balaenopteridae. The record is from RefSeq and is a predicted model, not a curated record.